This is a messenger RNA of Cylicocyclus nassatus, 737 nucleotides long. The record is from the annotation of a GenBank genome assembly. Lineage: Eukaryota; Metazoa; Nematoda; Chromadorea; Rhabditida; Strongylidae.
AUGCAGCGCCUAGCUCGUGUUCGCAUUUUGGAACCUGAAGACCCGUCAACAAUUUCACCUUUUGAGCAAAGGAUCAGGAAGAUACUUGCAUUCGCAUACCGUAUUUCGGUGUCCAUCUUCGCUACCAUACAUCUCUUCGACUUCUUAUUCAGCAGCGUCUGGAUGCACGGUUAUAUCUGGUCGCUAAACUUACCGAUUGAUCUUGAUAUGUCCGACAAAUCGGCCGGUGCUAUCGUUUAUCACCAACUAGAACAGGUUGGCAACAGAGAACGUCUAUGUCUUAUGGCAGCGAAAGUUCUUGCGAUCACGACGCUGCUAAUAUUCUCUGGUUUUGCAUCCGGCAAGCCCCAAAACGUCUGGAAACUAUUUCAGCUUAGCACAUGUGUAGGAGUCUUGGCAGGGUUUGUUCGAGCACUUCAGCUCAAACAAAGGCUCUUCUCAUCUCUUCACGAGGGAUUUUACUGCUACCUUAUAACAUUUGUCGUUGGCUUGAUCCUGACGCUUAAACCAUUGGAGAGAUUGCCCACCUCUAAGUCAUCGCCACAGCAGAAGAUGACCGCGGAGCAUAUGCCAGCUGAGCAAGUCGAGGAGAAUAACAAUGAUGUUACGCAAGGAGGAGAAAAGAAAGAAAACAACAAUUACUAGUCAAAUUCUACUCAGUGAGAUUUGCCUGAGGGGAGAGUCUGCUACACCAGUUUGUGAUGUCCUCUCAACUUGUACAUAUGCAAAUAGACGGC